This is a messenger RNA of Lichtheimia ornata, 765 nucleotides long. RefSeq lists its product as uncharacterized. Gene Ontology annotation, molecular function: oxidoreductase activity, acting on NAD(P)H, oxygen as acceptor. Gene Ontology annotation, cellular component: intracellular anatomical structure. Lineage: Eukaryota; Fungi; Mucoromycota; Mucoromycetes; Mucorales; Lichtheimiaceae. The transcript is spliced from 4 exons. Bases 1 to 765 code for a protein of 254 amino acids. The record is from RefSeq and is a predicted model, not a curated record.
AUGUCGUCUCCCGUAUUGGUCAUCACUGGUGCUUCCCGAGGCAUUGGCAAGGCUGCUGUUCUUCAUGCCGUUGGUCGCAAUGCACGCGUGGUGGCUGUCGCUCGCAAUGCCGAUUUGUUGAAUCAACUCAAGCAAGAAGUUGCAGAUAAGGGAAAACAAGAUAACUUGCUCUUAGUCGCCGGCGAUGUCACCGAUUCCAAGGUUGUGGACAAGAUCGUUGAUGAUGCCGUUUCCAAAUGGGGUCAAAUCGACUCGGUUGUUGCUAACGCUGGUGUUAUUGAGCCAAUUGCUACCGUUGCCACCGGUUCAAUUGAAGAAUGGAAGCGUGCCUACGAUAUCAACUUCUUCUCCAUCAUUGAAUUGGUCCAAAAGACCCUUCCUCAUGUUCGCAAGGCCCGUGGUUCUUAUAUCAUGGUCUCUUCUGGUGCCGCUUCAAAGGGUUAUCGCGCAUGGGGCGCCUAUGGCUCGUCUAAGGCUGCUCUCAACCACUUGACUGCUACUCUCGCAAAUGAAGAGCCAGAAAUCACCAGCAUUGCCAUUCGUCCUGGUAUUGUUGACACAAGCAUGCAAAAGACCAUUCGUGAACAGGGCAAGGAGUCUAUGCAAGAUGAGCACCAAAAGUUCGUUGACUUACAUGAGGCUGGCCAGCUCGUAACCCCUGAACAAUCCGGCAGCGUAUUGGUCAACCUUGCCAUCAAGCCCCCACAGCAUCUCUCGGGUAAAUUCCACAGCUGGGAUGACGAAGAACUCAAGGAGUACCAGUAG